Molecule: messenger RNA, 2307 nt
Organism: Symbiodinium necroappetens
Lineage: Eukaryota; Dinophyceae; Suessiales; Symbiodiniaceae
Source: the annotation of a GenBank genome assembly
AUGGCGAAGCACAGCUCUGUCAUCCGGCCAGAGGUUAGAGAGAGACAGAAGAUGCCAGCAUCUCAGAAUUCAAGAAAGCACCCAACCGGUGGUCGCCGUUCCGACUUGAAAGAGGUUUCUGAGUGGUGUCAGAAGCACACCAUGGAUCCCACGAGUGGGAGGGUGCAUCGCCGUGAGGAGACCAGGAGCGAGAUCCUUGAUGAACCUGUGGUGUCAGUUCAUGAAGAUGAAGAAGAAAUUGAUGACGACAUGAGGCAUUUCAAAGAGACGAUCGAGAACUGGAACCUUCACACGGAGACUUUCCCGCUCCCCAUCCAGCCUGUGUGCCCGACUCUACGGCCCGUGGAGGAGAGAAACGAAGAUGACGAACCAUUCAUCAUGUUCAGCCAUGACAUUUUGGUCUACUGCUAUGAUGCCCCGGAGCUGACUUAUGACGAGCACUUCAGCAAAGCGCUUCCGGAUCCCUGGCGACUGCAGUUCUGGGUGCGAGGGAGAAACGAGUCCAUCGCACUUCGGGGUUUGCAUGACCAACCCGUAACAACUGGCUACAUGUUGGAGACUCCGACUCAGCCUUCCAAGAAGUGUGAAGACUGGAUGAGAGGUGGCUACUCCAUUUCGGGCUUCGCGAGUCCAUGGGCGCAAUUCGUCGUCACGCACUCGGUUGACACCACGGUGAUCUGGCGGCUCGAUCGUCUGUGGCAGCUUGGAGAAGCAGCUGCUCGGGGCUGCAAGCAAGAUCCCCAAACACCCCUGGACAUCCGCCAGACGAGCGAAAGUCCGUCGCAGCUGUCGGAAUGCAGAGCAGAGCUCUGGCUGAAGAACUCGGGAGGUAUGUACCCCAUGCGGCGGGACGAAGCCGCAGCAUGCUUCGCCAUCGUGGGGGAGUACUUGCCGGGGCGUCGACAUCCAGGAUACCGCCCUGACGAUUUCAACGGAGGGGUUGUCCUGAAGAUAGACAGCAGUGGCCUGCUGGUACUUACAGUGGCUCGCGGCCCCGAUAUUCAUGUCUAUGCCAUCAGCCCCAACCGCCUGGAUGUCCUGCCGGUGUCGGUCGUUGACACAGUCACCUUCAGCCUCGACUCUCCUCUGGAGUUGGUUUUUCCAGACGGCAGCUUUCUUCGCGGACUGUCGGCAAGAUUGGAGGCCGAGGGUGCAGGGUCGACCUACACGGAAAACGAUGUGCAGGAGAGCAAAGAAUCUCCUUCAAGGUCGAAAUCACCACGUGCAGCAUCAAUUGCCCACGCUCCGCCCAGCUCGGCACAAGUCGCUCCUUCGGAUCCUGGGCCAAAGCCCAAGACUCGCAGCCAGCACCAGGUAUGCACACCACGUGGUACCAACUUCCAGAGUCCCAAUGCCGGAAGAGGGAGCUUGGCCCGUCAAGCCUCGUCACGCAGUGCGGAGAUUCCUGCAGCUGGCCGCGUGCAGGUCUCACGCGUGGGGGUUCGUCCAGGGUACCAAAGAGAUGGUCGGCUUGCCGUUGCCGAUCGGAUCUCGGACAAGCAGCGGCAACUUGCUAGCCAAAGGAACAGCAGCAAGACCCCAUCGAGUACGAGACCUGUAUCGACUCUGGUUCGAGCUCGUUCCAAUUCGCCGCGAGGGCUUGGUGGAGAAACUCCCCGCAAGAGCACUGGGCCUGCGGCAAGUCACGGCAGAAUCCGGGACGUAGUUCGAAGCAAGCGCUUAAUCACAAGCCUCUCGAGUGGCAGUCCCACAAGCCCGACAAGCCCAACGAAAACAGAGAGUCGAGAUGUGAAGGCGGCAACUUCGGAAGGAGUCCGAUUGCGCAGCCGAUCAGUCUCCUCUGACAGCGUUGACCGCGGCCGGGGCGUGUCCAAGAAGCCCGUGGAAACGCCUUCACGGGCAAAGUCCAUCGAGCCCAUAGGCGCAAAUCGUAUAAGUACAUCCGACACGAGCAGCUAUGUGCCUUCCCAGCAGACAUCCCACCAUGCAGUGCCAACAGUGCCAGUAUCAAGGCUUCACACUCCGGGCAUUCCAUCCCAGAGAUUGACCGUUGCAACACCGAGCGGCCGCUGGAACUCAGUUGCGGUGCAAGUGAACCAGCAACGGCUUCAAGGUCUCUCGUCGUGGCCAAGUGUUUGGGUACCACCAGUGGUCCCAGCGGCGCAAGCAGUGGUCCCAGUGCCGGGUCAUGUGCCAGCCUCAAUGGCAACGGUCAGCCGCAGUUUAGUGGGGCAUCACUUGGAGCAGUCAAGGUCAGGCCUUGCUACGGCGGCACCUCCAGGUCACUCCGCCACCACAAGUCAUUCCAGAUUGGUCUCAUGGGGUCGCUGGCCUGUCUCACGCUGA